UGUCGCCUAGUCAUGAUGUAAGCUCCGGUUGCCUGGCUGACUCGGAAGUGGGAACUCUGGCCAGUGAGACUGUCGUGUGUCGUGUGUCGUGUGUCGUCGCUGCUGGCCCUUCAGGCUCUGCCCUUCCCCUAGGUCUGGAUGGAGGACACUUUAAAGUGAAAUGACAGACCAAGAGAAUAACAACAACAUCUCAAGUAACCCCUUUGCUGCUCUUUUUGGCUCCCUGGCUGAUGCCAAGCAUUUUGCAGCAAUCCAAAAAGAGCAGCUGAAGCAGCAAUCUGAUGAACUCCCAGCAAGCCCGGAUGACUCAGAUAAUAGUGUGUCAGAGAGCCUGGAUGAAUUUGAUUACUCUGUGGCUGAGAUUAGCCACUCAUUCCGUUCACAGCAGGAAAUAUGUGAGCAACUCAACAUCAAUCACAUGAUCCAAAGGAUCUUCCUCAUUACUCUGGACAAUAGUGACCCAAGCUUGAAAAGUGGGAAUGGUAUCCCCAGCCGCUGUGUAUAUUUGGAAGAAAUGGCAGUAGACCUCGAAGAUCAAGACUGGCUCGAUAUGAACAAUGUUGAGCAGGCUGUCUUUGCUCGCUUAUUACUUCAAGAUCCAGGCAACCACUUAAUUAACAUGACUUCUUCUACAACAUUAAAUCUCUCUGCUGAUCGAGAUGCAGGGGAGAGGCACAUUUUUUGCUAUCUUUAUUCCUGCUUCCAAAGAGCCAAGGAAGAGAUUACCAAAGUUCCAGAGAACCUGCUACCCUUUGCGGUACAGUGCAGGAACCUCACUGUGUCCAAUACACGAACAGUUCUUCUCACCCCAGAGAUAUAUGUUGACCAAAACAUCCAUGAGCAACUGGUAGAUUUGAUGUUGGAAGCCAUCCAAGGAGCCCAUUUUGGAGAUGUAACUGAGUUUCUGGAAGAGGUCAUUGAAGCCUUGAUAUUGGAUGAGGAAGUUCGAACAUUUCCAGAGGUCAUGAUUCCAGUGUUUGAUAUUUUUUUGGGCCGAAUAAAAGAUCUAGAACUCUGCCAGAUCCUGUUGUAUGCAUAUCUGGAUAUUCUUCUCUAUUUCACUAGGCAAAAGGAUAUGGCAAAGGUUUUUGUAGAAUACAUUCAGCCCAAGGAUCUUAACAGUGGGCAGAUGUACCAGAAGACCUUGCUGGGAGUAAUCCUGAAUAUCUCCUGCUUGUUAAAGACUCCGGGUGUAGUAGAAAAUCAUGGCUAUUUCUCAAAUCCAUCUCGUUCCAGUCCUCAGGAGAUCAAAGUACAAGAAGCCAACAUCCAUCAGUUCAUGGCUCAGUUCCAUGAAAAGAUCUACCAGAUCCUGAAGAAUUUACUCCAGCUCUCUCCAGAAACCAAACACUGUAUCUUGUCGUGGCUUGGAAACUGUUUGCAUGCAAAUGCAGGCCGCACCAAGAUUUGGGCCAAUCAGAUGCCAGAAAUCUUCUUCCAAAUGUAUGCCUCGGAUGCCUUCUUUCUGAAUCUGGGUGCUGCUCUCCUGAAGCUGUGCCAGCCAUUUUGCAAACCCAGAUCCUCUCGGCUCCUCACCUUUAAUCCCACUUACUGUGCCCUGAAGGAGUUGAAUGAUGAAGAACGAAAAAUUAAAAAUGUACACAUGAGAGGUUUGGACAAAGAAACCUGUUUGAUCCCAGCUGUACAGGAGCCGAAGUUUCCCCAGAACUACAACCUUGUAACAGAGAACCUUGUCCUGACAGAGUAUACCUUAUACUUGGGAUUUCACAGGUUGCAUGAUCAGAUGGUAAAAAUCAAUCAAAAUCUGCAUCGGCUGCAGAUUGCUUGGCGGGAUGCUCAGCAAAGUUCUAGCCCUGCUACUGACAACCUCCGAGAGCAGUUUGAACGACUGAUGACCAUCUAUCUUUCUACCAAGACUGCCAUGACUGAGCCACAGAUGCUGCAAAACUGCCUGAAUUUGCAGGUGUCCAUGGCUGUCCUACUAGUUCAGCUGGCUCUGGGCAAUGAGGGCUCACAGCUGAUCGAGCUGACUUUUCCACUGCCAGAUGGCUACAGCUCUUUGGCUUAUGUGCCAGAAUUUUUUGCAGAUAACCUGGGUGAUUUCCUCAUUUUCCUCCGCCGCUUUGCUGAUGACAUCUUAGAGACAUCAGCAGAUUCUCUGGAACACAUCCUUCACUUUAUCACCAUUUUCACUGGAAGCGUAGAAAGGAUGAAGAAUCCCCACUUAAGGGCCAGACUGGCUGAGGUGUUGGAAGCAGUGAUGCCCCAUCUGGAUCAGACACCAAAUCCCUUGGUAUCCAGUGUGUUCCACCGGAAACGUGUGUUCUGCAACUUUCCCUAUGCACCCCACCUUGCAGAAGCUCUAAUCAAGGUCUUUGUGGACAUUGAGUUUACAGGAGAUCCCCAUCAAUUUGAACAGAAGUUUAAUUACCGCCGUCCCAUGUAUCCCAUUCUAAGGUACAUGUGGGAAACAGAUACCUAUCGAGAGAGCAUUAAGGAUUUGGCUGAUUAUGCCUCUAAGAAUUUAGAAGCCAUGAAUCCCCCACUUUUUCUCCGCUUUCUUAACCUGUUAAUGAAUGACGCCAUCUUCCUUUUGGAUGAAGCCAUACAGUAUUUGAGCAAGAUAAAGAUUCAACAGAUUGAGAAGGACCGAGGUGAAUGGGAAAGUCUGACUCCGGAAGCCCGCCGAGAGAAGGAAGCUGGCCUACAGAUGUUUGGACAGCUGGCACGUUUCCAUAACAUCAUGUCCAAUGAAACAAUUGGUACCCUUGCCUUUCUGACAUCAGAGAUCAAAUCACUCUUUGUGCAUCCUUUCCUGGCUGAGCGCAUCAUCUCCAUGCUGAACUACUUUCUACAGCAUCUGGUUGGCCCCAAGAUGGGGGCCUUAAAAGUCAAGGACUUCAGUGAAUUUGACUUCAAACCCCAGCAGCUCGUGUCAGAUAUCUGCACUAUCUACUUAAAUCUUGGGGAUGAGGAGAAUUUCUGUGCCACUGUGCCCAAGGAUGGACGUUCCUAUUCCCCAACUCUCUUUGCACAGACAGUCCGAGUCCUGAAGAAAAUAAAUAAACCUGGGAAUAUGAUUGUGGCUUUCAGCAACUUAGCAGAGAGAAUCAAGUCUCUAGCAGACCUCCAACAACAAGAAGAGGAGACUUAUGCAGAUGCCUGUGAUGAGUUCCUGGACCCCAUCAUGAGCACACUGAUGUCUGACCCUGUGGUGCUGCCGUCUUCCCGAGUCACUGUGGACAGAUCCACCAUUGCCAGACAUUUGCUCAGUGACCAAACAGAUCCCUUUAACCGUAGUCCCCUGACCAUGGACCAGAUCCGGCCAAACACAGAACUAAAAGAAAAAAUCCAACGGUGGCUUGCAGAGAGGAAACAACAACAAAAGGAGCAACUGGAAUAAAUACUGUGACCUAAACAAACCAAAAACCAACCCCAGAGUGUAGAUAAACAAUUGUUUGUGAUUUCUCUUUGGUUCUGUUGCUUUUUUUUUUCUUUGUUUACUAAAUUAGAGAACUGUUCUUGCUCAAAUUAUGAGAAUUAAGAUUCCUAAGACCUUUAUUUACAAUGUUCUCCUGGCUUGCAGGAAAUUAUAAUUAUAGCAUCACCAAGUUCAGAAGUCAUCGCAAAUUUUUACCCUUUGUUCUCUCUUCCUAUUCUUUCUUCUUCCGCUUUUUACCUUAAAUUAUAUUAAUUUCAACUACUAAAACUUCAUGCCACCUUACUAGUUCUCUUCCAAGAACUGCUCAAACAUCUUUGGUGAACACUGCUUUAAGUAUAUAUCAUGUAUUUCAGUGACAGCUGAUAUCAUCAGAAAGUCCUGUGUUAUCAAGGUAUUUACUAGACUUCAUGACCCAGACUUCACCUCUUUUCCUUGUUAACAGCUCUGCAGUAUUACAGGAUAACCUUUCACAUAAAAGCAGGUAUCUUGAUGUCUGAGUAGACUUUUGAAUAAGAUGAUAGCUGAGAUGAAAAAAGAAAGGAAUCUGAUGCAAUUCUGUUGAUAGCUCUUAGUUUUGUGUUAUCUCAUAACUAGGAGAUACAGUGGAGAACAAGCACUCUCCCAUGGGGUUGUCAUUACUACAGAAAACUUAGACCUACAAUUUUUAGGAGGAUUGACAAGGCAAACCUUGCAGUUUUGACACUAUUCAAAAAGUUCUGAGGUGAAAGAAUAAAGGAAGCUAUUGAGAUGAAACCACUUUAGCUUAUGAAAAUCAGUUGCUACAAGAACUAGGCUUGAGUAGAGAAGUUGGACAACAAAUACUGUAACAGGAAAAAUGUAAUUUUAAGACAAUAAUAUCAACAGUAUAUCUAAGUAUAUAUACACCAUGUGCUUUUUUAGAUUGAUCUAGUGUAAACUGAGUACCACUUUAAAUCAUCUCUUCCAUGGUAAGAUGUAUGCAGUGUGUUGCCACUAACACUUAUUGUAGACAAAAUUCUGAGACUAUGAAAUAUAUAUGGUACAUGUUUUGACUUAUGAAUUCCAAGAACUGCCUCUAACUCAGCCUUAUGUCAGCAAUUAACAAGGAAGGAACUUGAGCACAACCUUGUCCACAAACCAUUUUAAAUAUCAACUUAGCCCUGUGUAGGUGGAUAGGCCGCACUUUUACAAGUUGAGCUUGAGUUCUCUACUCAGAUGUGCAGCUUAACAUGUUAAGUGUAAGGCACAAUCCUCUAUGGACUGUCUAUAUCACUGUCCCUCUAAGCACAAAGAUACCGUAAGUGACAAGAAAAAUAGUAUGAUCUGGAAAUGGGCCAUUGCUUCAUUUAGAAGGCAUUAUUGUUAACCAUGGUGUCUUUCAAAGAAGAUGCCAGUUUUAUAAUAUUCCAAAUUUUUAUCAACAGCCCUUGAUAUGUUUUUGAUGGUAUUGGCUAGAAAACUGCCACUCAGAGGGCAUCCCACACUAGAUGAUAUAAAGAUGUUGCCUGUUGCUGUGCUUAUAAAUGAAAAGGGAAGUCUAAGACUUCCAAAUGCCAGAAUGUAAGAUACUCAGUGUGCUUCUUGGGCCCUGAAGGCAUCGUUGACAGGAUUUGUUUAUUUCUUUAAAAUAAGCUCCAUGUCAUAUUUUUUGGUCCUUCUUUACUAAGAAUGAACUGUAUAUAAAAUCAGCUUCUAACUACUUACAUUUAUCUUCCAAACCCAAUAUGAUAGGAUGUUUUCAUUUUUAAAAGAAUUGAGAAAAAGACCAGAGUUUUAGGGGAGAAAAUUGGAAGAAAAAUAGGCACAAAACCUCAGAAGACAGCCAUUCCCAGGAACUUUCUAGUCAACAACCUCUGUUUGUAUCUGUGUCAGUAUUCUGCUGUAUUUGUUCUUCAGACUGUCUUUUCUGCCAAGCUUUUUUUUUUUUUUUAAGCCCUUGUCCUGAAAUUUUUAAGUAGCUAUGGCACCAUUAAUGCUGCUGAAUGUCUUUAAACUCAUGUAUAACUUAAGGCCACUAUUGGGAAGUAAACCAAGUAAUUUAAGAACAUCCCAAAAAUUAAGCUAAAAAUUAUCAUUUUGGUACAACACAGUGCCUAUAUGCACUGGAAGCUUAAAGAAGUGUUUUGUUAUCUGGAACUCAGAAACAGCUCUAAAUCUUUUAGAGCAGACUUUCUGACAUUCCUAAUUUUCCGUGUUGGCUUUGCUGGAGUGUGAUAGGAAAAUGAAGACUCUUUAAUCAGCAUGAGUAUUGCUUACUAAGAGUGUAAUACUAAACUUGGGGACUUAAGUAGGUUUUAUCAAGCAAUCUGGGUGGGUUGGUUUUUUUUUUUAUGGAUAUGUAAAACCUGAAAGAAACUUGAAAGGUUUUUAAUAGUGUAGGUAAAGGUGCCAGUUGCUAUUUGAUAUCACAAUCUACAGAAGCUUCAUUACUUUAUUUGAUGCUGGUUGCUAAGCAGCCGUUACACAGAGAGUAAGUUUACUGAGGUGCCUUUACCAACCAGAAACUGAUGCUGCAGUGUUGAUGACAUGAGGAAAUAAUGUACAUGCUCUAACUGCUAAACAGGAAAAGAAACCAAAAACAAAGAAAAUGAACAAAACAACAGAAAGACUGACUGAAAUAAAACAAUCAACAUAACUGUAUUUUGAAACAUUCCAGGAAGGUUAUUUCUUGUCAAACUUGCCUGGGGGUGUUUGUUCAAAGCUUGUAUUUAAUAAAUGAAC
Messenger RNA from Pteronotus mesoamericanus, 6103 nucleotides. It is a transcript of the gene UBE4A, whose product is annotated as ubiquitination factor E4A. Gene Ontology annotation, biological process: protein polyubiquitination. Gene Ontology annotation, molecular function: ubiquitin-ubiquitin ligase activity. Bases 161 to 3364 code for a protein of 1067 amino acids. The record is from RefSeq and is a predicted model, not a curated record. Gene Ontology annotation, cellular component: cytoplasm; nucleus; ubiquitin ligase complex. The transcript is spliced from 20 exons. NCBI's taxonomy places the organism in Eukaryota, Metazoa, Chordata, Mammalia, Chiroptera, Mormoopidae.